Molecule: messenger RNA, 1348 nt
Organism: Alosa sapidissima (American shad)
Lineage: Eukaryota; Metazoa; Chordata; Actinopteri; Clupeiformes; Clupeidae
Product: T-box transcription factor T-A-like
Exons: 8
Coding region: 71-1348 (425 amino acids)
Biological process (GO): heart morphogenesis; regulation of transcription by RNA polymerase II; positive regulation of DNA-templated transcription
Cellular component (GO): nucleus
Molecular function (GO): DNA-binding transcription factor activity, RNA polymerase II-specific; RNA polymerase II cis-regulatory region sequence-specific DNA binding
Source: RefSeq, a predicted model, not a curated record
UACCUUAUGGAGGCCCAGGGUCCUAGCCGGGUGUCAAUCAGAUUAUUUCUCACCACACAGCCACGAAAAGAUGAGCUCCGCUACUGAUCAACGUUUGGAACAUCUGUUGACUGCCGUUGAGAACGAAUUUCAGAAGGGCAGUGAGAAAGGGGAUGUUACGGAAAGGGAUAUCAAACUCAGUUUGGAUGAUUGUGAACUCUGGACAAAGUUUAAAGAGCUCACCAAUGAGAUGAUCGUCACGAAAACGGGGAGACGGAUGUUCCCAGUGCUACGGGUGAAUAUUGCUGGAUUGGACCCUAAUGCCAUGUACUCUGUACUUUUGGACUUCGUGGCUGCAGACAAUAAUCGUUGGAAGUACGUAAAUGGGGAAUGGGUUGCAGGCGGUAAACCCGAACCACAGAGUCCCAGUUGCGUCUACAUUCACCCGGACUCACCCAAUUUUGGAGCGCACUGGAUGAAGGCCCCGGUCUCUUUCAGUAAAGUGAAACUCUCCAAUAAAUUGAAUGGCGGUGGACAGAUAAUGCUGAACUCUCUGCACAAAUAUGAGCCCCGUAUUCACAUCGUGAAAGUCGGUGGUGUUCAAAAAAUGAUAAGCAGUCAGUCCUUCCCAGAGACGCAAUUUAUUGCUGUCACUGCAUACCAAAAUGAAGAGAUCACAGCGCUGAAGAUAAAACACAACCCAUUUGCCAAAGCAUUCCUAGACGCCAAAGAAAGGAGUGAUCAUAAAGACAUAGUCGAUCAUCCUACUGGAACUCAGCAAUCUGGUUAUGCUCAGAUUGGCAGCUGGUUUCUGCCCAACAGUACUUCCAUGUGCACAAGCACUAACCCAUCCCAGUUCAGUGGGGGCCACAGCCUGUCGUCAGGCUCCUACUGUGAGAGAUACUCUUCUCUGAGGGGUCAUAGGUCCUCCCCAUACCCGAUACAUUACCCUCACCGCAGCCCCAAUGCCAACGCCUAUAUGGACAACACCUCAGCCGGGCUAGCAGGCUCCGAGAGCUGGUCUUCCUUACAGAUCCCUAGCCCCAGUAGCAUGGGCUCUCUGCCACACACAUCUAAUGGCACCACCAGUCCCAGUCAGUACCCUGGCCUGUGGUCGGUGACGGGGGCCCCUCUGACCUCGGCCAGCCCUCCAUCGGGCUCCUUGACCGGGGGCCUGACGUCCCAGUUCCUGCGCAGCUCCCCUGUCUCCUACACCAGCCUGAGCUCUUCCUCUAUGACCCCUUCCUCUUCCUCGCCCAUGUACGACACAGGGCUCGGCGAGGUGGGUGGAGGCGGCGAGGCUCAGUUUGAGAGCUCCAUCGCCCGCCUCACGGCCUCGUGGACAACGCCGGUGGCCCAGAGUUACUGA